AUGGACAGGUCCCAAUCCCGCGGGGAAAGCACCACUGGGCUCAGCGAAUGGAAGAAACGAGCUCCAUACCGCAUCCACGAAAAAAAAGACAACUUCGAUGUCAAGUACGAGGCUAAUUGCCAUUGUGGACGCGUGCGGUAUCAGUUGAGUAGACAGGAGCCCCUAGAUUCGAAGCUUUGCCAUUGUACGACUUGUCAAACGCAGCACGCGGCACCCUUCCAAUGGGCCGCCAUCUUCCACAAAUCCGACAUCAACUUCUACAACGGCCACCACGAUCUUGAAUGGUACGAUCCCACAGAAAAAUCCAUCGAACACAAACUCCCGUGUAAAGUUCGGUGUUCGUUUUGCCACUCCCCGAUUAUGGAUGAGGGCAGGAAUAUGAUAUUACUGUUUCCGAGUUUGAUCCACUUGAAAACGGAUCGGGAUAAGGCGCUUUUUAAACCAAGAUGCCACAUGUUCUAUAGUCAGCGUGUCAUGGAUAUUCCAGAUGGACUGCCAAAGUGGAGUGGAUUGAGUCAGGACAGCGAACUUAUCGAAGAUAGCCCGCCCGAGCUAGUUAGAGAGGUGGAGAGGAAGAGGGAGGAAGAGAGAAGGAAGAGGUUUAAGAAGGGGGAGAAUGAGUAG
Molecule: messenger RNA, 624 nt
Organism: Lindgomyces ingoldianus
Lineage: Eukaryota; Fungi; Ascomycota; Dothideomycetes; Pleosporales; Lindgomycetaceae
Exons: 3
Coding region: 1-624 (207 amino acids)
Molecular function (GO): carbon-sulfur lyase activity
Source: RefSeq, a predicted model, not a curated record